Protopolystoma xenopodis is the source of this 528-nucleotide messenger RNA. Lineage: Eukaryota; Metazoa; Platyhelminthes; Monogenea; Polystomatidea; Polystomatidae. The record is from the annotation of a GenBank genome assembly.
AUGUUCAACUCUGCCCAACAAGAGUCUCUUCCACAGUCACGCCCUCUCGGAUCAGGUCACAGUUUGCAGGCAGACCAAGCAACAAGUUCCGGUUUUGUACCACUCUCUGCCUCCUGGUCAAAAGCCACGCAUUCCGGCCGAUCAGGCCCGGCCGAAGCUACCAGUCUUACCUUUUCUACGCCGGGUCGGCACAGCACGGCCGGUUGCUUCUUCAGUUUUCCCGCCAUCCAUGGCCGGAAUAGUUCUGCCAGCAAUCCUCUCCCGCAACCACACCACUCCUCCACUUCCACCACUCCCGGUACCUUCAGCCUCCACUCGAAUCCCGCAAUUCUUCCGCGUGGCAGCAUCUUUGCCUCCACCGCGGUACAGAGGAGAGUGUCACAUUCCCUCUCACAGUCACAGCCUCGAGAUAGUCGUCUGCUGUCGUUGCUGAGCAUAUUGGCGGCAAAGCGAAUGUCGCGACGCUUUCUCACCUGCACAGAGAAACGAAUCUUUGCUGAACAAAGUAAGCAUGCAUCACCGUCUUAA